This is a messenger RNA of Perca flavescens (yellow perch), 1205 nucleotides long. RefSeq names its product neurogenin 1 (gene neurog1). The record is from RefSeq and is a predicted model, not a curated record. Bases 109 to 690 code for a protein of 193 amino acids. Gene Ontology annotation, biological process: sensory organ development; axon development; positive regulation of transcription by RNA polymerase II. Gene Ontology annotation, cellular component: nucleus. The transcript has 2 exons. NCBI's taxonomy places the organism in Eukaryota, Metazoa, Chordata, Actinopteri, Perciformes, Percidae. Gene Ontology annotation, molecular function: DNA-binding transcription factor activity, RNA polymerase II-specific; protein dimerization activity; E-box binding.
GCACGAGCUGAUCCAAAAGCUAAAAGAGACGCAAAGAGACGCGUGCCACUUCUCCAAAACUCUCCGCGCACUCAGCUGAUUCUAAGACCCGAACCCUUCAGCAUCACCAUGGACUCCGUGUACUCCGACAUCGACAGCAACAGCUGCGACUUCUUCCAGCACACAGACGACGAGGAGUCCCGCGGCUCCCCGCGCUCGUCCCCGGGCUCCCCGGAGCCCGAGCAGCCCGCGCAGCCGCAGAAGAAGAGGCGUCGCGGCCGCGGCCGCAGCGAAGGCGCCGUGCCGGUGGUGAGGAAGAACCGGCGCGUGAAAGCCAACGACCGGGAGAGGAACCGCAUGCACAACCUGAACGACGCGCUGGACACGCUGCGCGAGAUCCUGCCCGCGUUCCCGGACGAGACCAAACUCACCAAGAUCGAGACUCUGCGCUUCGCGCACAACUACAUCUGGGCGCUGUCGGAGACCAUCCGCAUCGCGGACCUGCAGGCCGGGAAGAGCGACGCCUCUCUGCUGCGGAGGGAGGCCCCGAGCCCCGGCAGCGACGCCUGCUCCUGGAGCUCGUGCAGCGGCUCUUCGGACUCUUCCUCCCCGGCCUACUGCGCCUCCAGCCCGGGCAGCCCCGCAGCCAAGGACUACCUGCCGCACGACGCGCUGUUCGCCUUCCGCAGCUUCGUGCCGGGCAUCUACUGAGACACACACACACACACACACACACACACGUGUCUGCCAAAAAGUGAUCAUCCGCCGAAAAACUAAAUUUCUGUCCGUGCACGCGCAGCCUCUUUAAGCUCAGUGUCCUCUGUUGUAUUGCUCCUUUUUUUAAAUGUGUUCAAAUCUGUCAAAUAUUGGCUAACUGUCAUUCAUAAAACCAAAAUGAUUCUGAGGCAGAAACACGAAGUAUACGAGCAUGAGAUCACUUUGUGGCGAGAGGAGAAAAAGGACUGGAUCGGCUCUAAUUUAUAGGACUCAGGGCGCUUUAAAAAAAAAUAAUAAUAAUAAAAGAGAGACUUUUUGCUGAACAGAUGAUCAAUUAUAACAAUUCUAAUAAUCGAGUCCCUCUGAGCUCCCAAACACUGAGCAGAGGCGCUGCAAUCACUGUGCAGGUGGACAGAAAGGACUCCGGCUCACUUUUUGGCAGACAGAUGCUCCUUUUUGUCCCGGAGCGGAAUAUUUAAGAGAAGAGAGAGAACCACUGUUUGCCUUAC